CACAGAGGAGCAGCUGCCGCGUGAUUUCAGUCUGUUGUAACCCUGUUUUGUUUGGUGCAUUACAUAGCGGUUAACCAGUACCGUGCCUGAAGAAACAUGCGUUCUAAAAGUUCCUGACGACAAGAGACGUAGGAAAAGCUUACCAGUAUCCCCGUCCCAUGUUACAGGCCUGGCGCCACAAGAUCGUCGGCGCUGUUUUGCGACGGUGCGGCUACUGCUACUACUACCGCCGCGUGGACUUUCGCGGCCUCGCGACAACAGCAUCGUGCACGGGCGGCGAUCGCGUGUCGCCGCGAACCAUGAAGCUCGAUAGCCCACAGUUCCGCGCGCUAUUCACGCCCGAAGUGAAGGAGCUUGUGGACAUCUUCAAGCGGCAUGGCCACGAGCUACGCAUCGCCGGCGGCGCCGUCCGAGACCUGCUCAUGCACAAACAGCCGCACGACCUGGACUUCGCCACUACCGCGACGCCGACCGAGAUGAAAGAGAUGUUCGACAACGAAGGCGUGCGCAUGAUAAACAGUCGAGGAGAAAAGCACGGCACCAUAACGGCGCGCAUCAACGACAAGACAAACUUCGAGGUCACGACUCUGCGCGUGGACGUGGUGACGGACGGUCGUCACGCCGAGGUAGAGUUCACCACCGAUUGGCACACGGACGCAAACAGACGCGACCUCACGGUCAAUGCGCUCUUCCUCGGCCUCGACGGCACGGUGUACGACUACUUCCACGGCCUCGAAGACCUGGAGAAGAGGCGCGUCGCGUUUGUCGGGGACCCCGCGCGGCGAAUACAGGAGGACUACCUGAGGAUACUGCGCUACUUCCGUUUCUACGGACGCAUAGCCGUGGAACCGGACAGUCACGAACCGGAGACGCUGACCGCGAUUCGAGAGAACGUCGGCGGUCUCGCACGCAUCUCGGGCGAACGAUUGUGGACGGAGCUCAAGAAGAUACUCGUCGGCAAUUUCAACAAGGAGCUCGUGUGCCGCAUCGUCGACGUCGGCGCCGCACCCUUCCUGGGCCUACCGGACUCUCCGGACUUGCACGAGUUCUGCAAGGUCUGCGACGCGUCGAGACCACUCGAGCCGCAGCCUACGACCCUUCUGUCGGCGCUGCUGCAGAACGAGUUGGAGGUGAUGAACCUGCACAACCGGUUGAAGCUGUCCGCGUACGAACGCGACUUGGCUCUGUUCGUAGUCGCACACAGGGAGCACAAGAAGUCCUUCGAGGACCGCUUGAAACCCUUUCAGGCCCUGCUGUUCACUACCAAGGGCAAGGUCGGAGACGUCCAGGAGUGGAUCUGCGAGGUGCUCAAGUACCGCGCGGACGCCGAACUUCUGGAACGAUUCAGGUGUUGGGACGUACCCAAGUUUCCCGUGAACGGCAACAUGCUCCUCGAGCGGGGCCUCAGGAGCGGGCCCAAGUUUGCGACGGUGCUGGCCAAGCUGAAAGAGAUUUGGUUCGACAGCGACUUCACAAUGACUGCAGAAGAGCUCCUUGAGAAGCUUCCAGACAUUCUCGCCGAGGUCAAAACGAGUAAAUCGAAAAAAGCUUAAAGUUGUUUCUGUUGUAGAUGAAGUGGGCCAUGGUUCGAGGCGAGCUGUGAAUACGCAGUUGGGCAGCAGCUUCUGGAGCGAGUUUCAGACUCCCUCACAGAUAUUGAAAAAAAGCAUGUGUGUUGUCAGUGGCGAUAGGCCUGGGCAAGCUGAAAGUGGUUCACGAGCAACUCUAGCUGCUGCCCUGAAGAGUUUCUCAAGAAGCUUCCAGAAGUUUUGUCACAGGUCAAAACAACAAGGAGAGAAAAGCACAUCAUCUCGUGCGUUCUUGUCCACGAUUUCACAGAAAACUCACCAGAAGUGCUGUAGAGACACUAGCUUUAUUCCAUGCCAGUUCGCACAAAUCAUUUGCAAGCUCUAAUGCAGCCACGCACACCACUCAGAAUGACUGGAAAAAAAAAAAAAAAAGGUGCGUGUAGUGGCAUGCCAUACCAUUGCUUCCUUCCUCAAAAGAACAAAACAAAUGCAGCUCCUUUUCCUAGUCCCAAAGACUAUUCCUUUCAAUAAAACUCUACGCAUUCCUCCUAUAAGCUCUCCUUCAUUGAGCACUCUAUAACCUGUACACAAGCCUUGGCUUGGCUGCAGUCUCUUUGGGACGCAGCCGCAGCCUUCGCAAAAACGAACUCCCGAGAACAUGGCAAUAAAUAAGCGAGCAUCGUCGUAAAACACUGCAACAACUCUCUCUUAAAGAUAGGCACACUAUGCAUUGUACUUCAAGAUGGAUAAAGGGGUCAGGGGGGGGGGG
Molecule: messenger RNA, 2298 nt
Organism: Dermacentor silvarum
Lineage: Eukaryota; Metazoa; Arthropoda; Arachnida; Ixodida; Ixodidae
Product: CCA tRNA nucleotidyltransferase 1, mitochondrial
Exons: 1
Coding region: 159-1553 (464 amino acids)
Biological process (GO): RNA processing
Molecular function (GO): RNA binding; nucleotidyltransferase activity
Source: RefSeq, a predicted model, not a curated record